AUGUGGUUCUCUACACGGCAAGAGGGUUUUGAUGACCCCAGACCGGCUAUGCGCGGACCUUGUGUCGAUCUGCCCGGCGCCAUUUUUUGUGGCUCGAUCAGCGGAAACAGCUUUUUGCUACGCGGUGGCUUUCUCCUGCAGUUUCUUUCCCUAACUGGCCUCUUCAUCUCUUACUGGGCCUCCGGCGGCUCCGGUCUCUUUGGCUAUGAGCUCCAGGGCAUGAGCGAGGCCGCCCGCAGCUCUGAGGGAUUCCACACUGCAUUGGCCUUCUUCUCUGGGCUCUACAUGCUCGGAGCAACGUACCUCGUCUGCUUCCAGGCAAUUGCGGCAGAUGAUGCGUGCUGGGCUCGCGGUUACCGCGCUGGAAGCAAGAUUCUUCGUCUUGCGACUUUCCUUGACUUGCUGAGCAGCGUGAUGCAAUUCAUCUUCUUUUUGUACAUUGCCAAAUUCUACAAGCCCAAGUGGUAUAUGCACUUCACUGAAGGCGGGCCUGAGUGCCUCUUUUUCUCUUAUAUUCGCUGCCUUCACGCCGUCUGCCUCGCGCUAUAUGCAGCAGCGACUUACCUCCUAGAGGUUUAUCACGAUGAAGGAGCGGGAGAUCUACACGCGUACAUCAACUCUGCCCUCUUCGGAUUCGCCAGUGCUGUUGAAUUCUGCGUCCUCUUUGUGCCUAUCGGUGGUGCGUCUUCGCUUACCAUCUGGUUUGCACUAUUGGCUGCCACCACCUGGGCUAUCUUCUUCGAGCCAGAGGUUAACAACGUGUCUCCUGCUCUACAUGAGACAGAGCUGACCAACGACGUGGAGCAGCAGGUCGAAAAAUUCGCUCGCAUGUCCCCCUACUACCCCACUGGAGAACAUACCGGAGGGGCCGGCAUGUACUCCGCCCCCAACUACUCUCAGGCGCCAAGCCAGCAGCUACAGCAACAACCUUCCGUUGUAGCUCAGGCCUAUGAUGCAGAGGGUCGGCAGUAA
Cyclospora cayetanensis is the source of this 972-nucleotide messenger RNA. RefSeq lists its product as uncharacterized. The record is from RefSeq and is a predicted model, not a curated record. NCBI's taxonomy places the organism in Eukaryota, Apicomplexa, Conoidasida, Eucoccidiorida, Eimeriidae. Bases 1 to 972 code for a protein of 323 amino acids. The transcript has 4 exons.